UUUUAUUUUCCUUUUCUCUCCUUUCUUCUUCUCUCUCCUUUCGCAUUUCGAAGCUCAAGGAAAGCUUUCGCAGAAAAAAAAAAAAGCUAGAGAGAGAGAGAGAGAUUGUCAAUUUUAUUUUGAUUCUCCGUAUUGGUAAUUAGGGUUUCCUAUUCGAUUUCGCCCCCUUCCAGAGCUGAAUCUCCCGCCUUUAUCGCCGGCGUCUAGAACCCUAAUUUUGCUUCGGUGUCAGCAUCUUCACUUUCUCGGCUCGAUUUGGUGUUGGAGGUGGAGAAGUCAGUGAUGGGCGCCCCUGAAAAGUCGCAAUCUAAUUCCAAUUCCAGUUCUAUGCAGAGAGUGAAGGUUUAUCAUUUGAAUGAAGAUGGUAAAUGGGAUGAUCGAGGAACUGGGCAUGUAAGCAUCGACUAUGUGGAGCGUUCCGAAGAGCUCAGUCUUUGUGUAAUCGAUGAAGAAGAUAACGAGAUGUUACUUGUGCAUCCCAUCAACCCUGAGGAUAUUUACAGGAAGCAAGAAGACACGAUAAUCUCAUGGAGAGACCCAGAGCGUUCAACAGAAAUGGCUUUGAGCUUUCAAGAGACUGCUGGGUGCUCUUAUGUAUGGGACCAAAUCUGCGCUACGCAACGAAAUUUGCAUUUCAGCUCUCUGAACAGUGAAACUUUUCACAGCUUGAAUAGCGAGUUGAGGGAGCUUCCUGCUGUAGAGCUUACUACACUUCCCCUAAUACUGAAGAUUGUUACGGAGAGUGGCAUGACAGAUCAGAUGCGUCUAACUGAACUUGUAUUGAAGGAUAAUGAUUUCUUCCGGAAUCUGAUGGGUGUCUUUAAAAUAUGCGAGGAAUUGGAAAAUGUUGAAGGCCUUCACAUGAUAUUCAAUAUUGUCAAGGGAAUCAUUUUGCUCAACAGUUCUCAGAUCUUGGAGAAAAUAUUUGGAGAUGAGCUGAUCAUGGAAAUUAUUGGAUGCCUUGAGUAUGAUCCCGGUGUUCCUCACUCUCAGCAUCACCGGAAUUUUCUGAAGGAGCAUGUCGUUUUUAAGGAGGCUAUACCAAUUAAAGAUCCGUUAGUCCUGUCAAAGAUACACCAAACGUACAGAAUUGGCUACUUGAAGGAUGUUGUCUUGGGCAGAGUAUUAGAUGAUGCUAUUGUUGCAAACUUGAAUUCAGUUAUACAUGCCAACAAUGCCAUUGUUGUUUCAUUGCUGAAGGAUGAUAGCACUUUUAUUCAGGAAUUAUUUGCAAGGUUUAGGUCACCUUCUACAUCUAUGGAAUCCAAGAAAAAUUUGGUAUAUUUCUUGCACGAAUUUUGUAGUUUAAGCAAGAGCCUCCAAGUGGUGCAGCAGCUGCGGCUUUUUAGGGACCUUGUCAAUGAAGGAAUUUUUUAUGUCAUAGAGGAAGUCUUGCAGAUUCCAGACAAAAAACUCGUAUUAACUGGAACAGAUAUCCUGAUUCUUUUCUUGAAUCAAGACCCCAGUCUUUUACGUUCUUAUGUUGUUCGCACCGAAGGAACCCCCCUUCUCGGUCUCCUGGUGAAGGGAAUGAUGGAAGACUUUGGUGAUAAGAUGCAUUGCCAAUUUCUAGAAAUUAUCCGAACAUUACUGGAUACAAAUGCAUUGUCUGGUGGAGCUCAGAGAUCAACUAUCUUGGAUAUUUUCUACGAGAAACAUCUACCUGAGAUAGUGGAUGUUAUUACUGCCUCAUGUCCUGAGACGUCAGGCAAUACAUCUGAAGGUCCAGCGAGAAGGAUUCGCACAAAGCCUGAAGUCUUGCUGAACAUAUGUGAACUGUUGUGCUUUUGCAUCAUGCAAGAUUCAUCCAGAACAAAAUGCAGUUUUCUCCAAAACAAUGUGACUGAAAAGAUCUUGCAUCUCACACGGAGAAAGGAAAAAUACCUUGUGGUUGCUGCUAUAAGAUUUGUCCGUACUCUCCUAUCCGUGCAUGAUGAUUUUGUCCAGAACUACGUUGUUAAGAACAACACACUGAAACCAGUUAUGGAUGUCUUCAUUGCCAAUGGGAACCGGUACAAUCUGUUGAACUCUGCAGUCUUGGAUCUGCUUGAGCACAUACGCAAGGGAAAUGCAACUCUGUUGCUCAAAUACAUAGUUGAUACGUUCUGGGACCGGUUGGCUCCGUUUCAGUGCUUAAUCUCUAUCCAGGCUUUUAAGAUCAAGUAUGAGCAGUGCUUAGAAAGUGCCGUACCGAAAAGCAGUGCUGAUGAGGUUAAUCCGAGAAGAAAAGUUGAGGAGCGUGCAUUGGAUAAAGAGGAGGAAGAUUAUUUCAACGAAGACAGCGAUGAAGAAGAUUCUGCAUCUGCUUCUAAUACACAGAAGGAAAAACCUGCCUCUAAUACACAGAAAGAACAACCGAAGCCUCCUCAUCUUUCAAAUGGAGUGGCUCCAAGCUCUUCUUCCAGCCCGAGGUCUGGAGGCUUGGUUGACUAUGAGGACGAUGAAGAUGAUGAAGACUAUAAGCCGCCUCCUCGGAAGCAACCAGAAGCCUCUGAAGAGGAUGAAGGCGAGCUCCUUAGGCUGAAACGCAAAUCCCCUUUAGUAGAAAGGGAACAAGAGGCAUCCAAGAAACCACGGCUGGGUAAAAAUUCGAAAAGAGACAAUGUAUUUGCCGUUCUUUGUUCGACGCUGAGCCAUGCAGUGCUAGCCGGUAGGAAAAGUCAAAGCACCACUGUAUCUUCAGCACGGUCGGUUGUAGCUAAGGAACCAGAGGACCCGAGUAGUGAAGAGAAUAACAGUAGCAAUUCAGAUGACGAAAAUCAUAAGGAUGAUGGAGUUUCUAGUUCUGAACGCGGAGCAUCAUCAGACAAUGGAAAGCUGAAUGGGGAAGAAUCCAUGGUAGUAACUCCCAAAUCAUCACCUGAGAUGGCUGUAAAUGGAUCCUGAGAUUUCAACACCUCUGGACUUCUAUAUAAGUUGUGGCCGUAGACGGAAGGCACUUCUCAUAGGUGCAAAUAGAAAACGCUUCAGAGUUUUAAGACUGAGAAGGAGACGUGAGAAAGUUAAAGAAAGCUUUGUGGCAACAAAAGGAGAGGAACAAGUGUAUAGUGAGCGGCUGUUUGAGAUGUAAUAGGGUCGCCGCCCAUAGUGUUUGCAGCCGGGAUAACUUUUUAGUUUAUUUGUUUCGAUUUAAAAACAACAAUGUAUUUUUGGUUUGAAUCCUAUCUUUUAAAUUUAAAUGUCUAUAAGUUCUAUAAAAUACCUAUUUCCAGUAAAAAAUAUGUGGUUUACUCA
Molecule: messenger RNA, 3234 nt
Organism: Brassica rapa (field mustard)
Lineage: Eukaryota; Viridiplantae; Streptophyta; Magnoliopsida; Brassicales; Brassicaceae
Product: serine/threonine-protein phosphatase 4 regulatory subunit 3
Biological process (GO): protein dephosphorylation
Cellular component (GO): nucleoplasm; protein phosphatase 4 complex
Molecular function (GO): protein phosphatase activator activity
Source: RefSeq, a predicted model, not a curated record